CUUCAGCUUGUCUAAAUUACUUCACUCAGCUCCAGCUCGCCUAGGAUUCUCGGCUCGAAUCCAGCCGUCAACUCCAUUCUUAUUGUCAACGAAGCCCAAAACGCCAUUUCUCCGUCGGAUCCGGAUCUGUUUCCUCCGCUACGAACCGCGUAUUCUACUUUUGGAGUCAGAGGUGAUUCGGUUGCUGCUGGAGCUGUGAGUAACCCAUUCUUCGUUCGGAUUUUAGUGGAGGUCUGAAGGACUUAUUAAAGAGUUGUACUCUUACUGAUUAAGGCUCGAAUUUCCUUCAGAUUUGCAUAUUGUUGUGUUAUUGUUGACAAUGGUCGAUGCUGGGGUUGGAACUGUUGCCAAGAAGUUGGAAGAAUCGACAAGACUUCGGUUGAGUUAUUUGUGGAAUCACAAAAGCAACCUUGAGGAACUUAAGAAAGAAGUUGAAAGGGUGAGGGAUGUUAGAGCUGAUUUGCUGAGUUCAAUGGAGAGAGCUGAACGCCGAGGGGAACAGAUAGAAAAUGAUGUUGAGAGGUGGCUGAAGAAUGUUGAAGAGUGCAUCAAUAAUGCGACGAUGAUUAUUGAGGACUUUGAGGGGAGAGCAGGUAUUCGAUGUUGCAAGGGGCUGUGUCCAGAUUUGACAACCCGGUAUCGGCUUAUCAAGAAAUCAGUGAAGGAGUUGAAGGCUGUAAGUGGACUCUUGAAAGAUAGAAACUUUGAUAGAGUUUCAUAUGUUAUCCAUCAACGGGACAUAUGGUCUAGAUAUUCUAAGGAUUAUGAGACCUUUGAGUCAAGAUUGUCCAUUUUUAAUGAUAUAUACAACGCUUUAUGCAAUGAUGAUACCAACAUGAUUGGAGUGUAUGGGAUGGGGGGCAUUGGCAAGACUGCACUGGUGAAGCAAGUUGCCUGGCAAGCCAAGGAAGACAAGUUGUUUGAUGAAGUGGUUCUGGCAUUGGUAAGCCCGACUCCAGACAUAAGAAAGAUCCAAGGAGACAUUGCAAAUCAGCUAGGUCUUCAAUUCCAUGAGGAGAAUGAAUCUGGAAGAGCAAGGAGGCUACGUGAUCGAUUGAAUCAAGAGAAGAGAUUCCUUUUAAUCUUUGAUGAUAUCUGGGAAAUUCUUGAUUUGGAGAGAGUUGGAAUUCCUUUAGGAAACGAUCAUCAGGGAUGUAAAAUUAUGCUGACGUCAAGAAUUCAUGAUGUAUCAGGUAAGAUGGGUUCUCAAUGUAAUUUCUUGGUUGCUGCUCUGAAGGAAGAAGAAGCUUUUAGUCUAUUUAAGAAUAUAGUAGGUGAUUCAAUUGAAAAUUUUGAGUUCCAAUCCUUGGCAGUUGAAUUUGUCAAGGCAUGUGGAGGUCUGCCUAUUGCCAUUGUUAAUAUUGCAAAUUCAUUAAGAGGCAAGAGUCUAUUUGAAUGGAGGGAGGAAUUCCAGACUUUGAGCCAUCCUUCGUCAAGGAAAUUCACUAGAAUGCUUGAGGAUGUUUGUUCAACAAUAGAGUUGAGUUACUACCAUUUAGAAGAUGAGGAACUCAAGUCAAUAUUUUUGCUUUGUGGUCUAAUAAAUUAUACUGAUGAAGCUUCUGUUAUGGAUUUAUUGAAAUAUGGAACUGGUUUGGGUUUGUUUAAAGGCAUCAAUACUCUGGAAGAAACACGAGAUAAGUUAUAUUCAUUGGUUCAUGAACUCAAAAGCUCUUGUUUACUGCUUGAUGGUCAUAACCGUGAAUGGUUUUCUAUGCAUGCUAUUGUUCGUUAUGUUGCCUUAUCAAUUGUAUAUAGAGAUCAACAUGUUUCUGCACUGAGAAUUAAGACUAUCCCCAAGGAUUGGCUAAAUAGGGAUACAGUAAAAAGUUGCAACGCAAUCUGCAGUCAUGAUGGUGACAUUAGCGAGCUUACUGAAGGAUUGGAAUAUCCAGAAGUUGAAUUUGUCUAUUUGAAUCUGAAGGAUUCUAUUUCCAAAAUCCCUGACAACUUUUUUUCAGGAAUGACAAAACUCAGUGUUCUAAGUUUGACCAAAGUGCAUUUAGUGCCACUACCUUCCUCACUUCAUCUCUUAAUAAACCUUCGAACACUUUGUUUCAAUCAAUGUGUACUGGGAGACUUAGCUGGUAUUGGAGACCUGAAGAAACUAGAAAUCCUUAGUCUUGUCUGUUUGGAUAUUGAGCACUUGCCAAGAGAAAUAGGUCAAUUGACGAAGUUAAGGUUGUUAGAUUUGAGCAAUUGCUCUAAUCUAAAAGCUAUAUCAUCCAAUGUUAUAUCUAGUUUAUCACUAUUAGAAGAAUUGUAUAUGGGUAAUAGCAUUGUUGAAUGGGCGUAUGAAGGAAUCAACAAUGAAACAUAUGCUAGCCUUCAUGAGUUGAAGUUUUUGUCUUUACUAACCACUUUAGAACUUCAUAUUCGAGAUGCCAAACUACUACCAGUGGGCUUGUUCCCUAAAAAGCUGAAAAGGUACAAAAUAUACAUUGGAGAUGAAUGGGACUGGCAUGAUGAGUAUGAGUACAAAAGAACUUUGAAGCUCAAACUCAAUACCAACAUUGGCCUGGAGAAUGAGAUUGUCAUGCAGUUGAAGGAAAUCGAAGAACUUUAUCUAGAUGAAGUCCAAGGUGUCAAGAAUGUACUUUAUGAUCUUGAUGCAGGUGGUCUCCCAAAAUUAAAGCAUCUCUCUGUCCAAAAUAAUCCCUACAUUUGGUGUAUAGUUGACUCAGUGGAGUGGCUACCUUGUGACGCCUUCCCACUCUUGGAGUCAUUGUUUCUUCGUAAUUUAAUUAACUUGGAGAAGAUAUGUCAUGGUGAACUGACAGCAACAUUUUUCUCUAACUUAAGGAUGAUAAAAGUGAGAAACUGUGAUAAAUUAAGAGAUUUCUUGUCGAUCUCUGUUUUUAGAGGCCUUCCAAAACUUCAAAAUUUUGAGUUGAUUAAAUGCAAGAAUAUGGAAGAGAUUUUCACAAUUGAAAGAGAAAGUGAAAAGAUUGACUUUCAUCAAUUACGCUUCUUGAGUCUAAAAUUUCUUCCACGGCUCACAAGCUUUUACCAUGAAGUGAAGUCACAUUCUGCUGUACAAAUUACGCACAAGGAAUUGACAACUGAUAAAUUAUCUAAUGAAGUCAUUUCGGUGGAUGACUUUGAUGUUCCCAUGCCAUUUUUUAGUGGAAAGGUUAUGUUCUCUAACUUGGAGGCCUUGGAACUUUGUGCAAUUAAUUGUGAAAAGAUUUGGCCUUGCCAACCUCCAGCACUGCCUUCUUUUCAAAAUUUUACAAGCUUGAUUGUGCGAGGCUGUGAUAAACUAAAGCAUCUUUUUCCAUCCUUCGUAGCCAGAAGUUUUGUCCAGCUCCAACACCUUGAGAUAAGUAACUGCAGGGUUUUGGAGGACAUUGUUACACAGGAAGACGAAGCAGAGUUUACUAAAUUUGUCUUUCCACAAGUAACCUUUCUGAAACUCUGGGACCUACCAGAACUGAGAACUUUCUACCGUGGGAGGCAUACUUCAGAAUGGCCAUUGUUAAAAAGGUUGGAGUUAAGUGGUUGUGACAAAGUAAAUAUAUUCACUUCAGAGUCUUUUAAGUUCCAGGAAAUUAACGAGGCCCUGCUGAAUAUUCCCGUGCAGGAAGCUCUCUUCUUGGUGGAGAAGGUUGUUACCAACUUGGAGGAAUUGAAAUUAAGUGGCAAAGAAAUUACGAUGAUAUUCCAGGGCCAAUUCCCAGAUCACCUUUUUCACAAUCUGAAAAUGCUUGAGAUCAUGAAUGAUAGGUCAGAAAAUUUCCCACUUGGUAUCCUUGAGACAUUUCGCUGUCUGGAAAAGCUUGAAGUAAGAUCAAGUUCAUACGGAGGGAUAUUCCCUAAUGGAGACGCUGUGAGACAUGCUCCAAUGCUUGAAUGCAUAAAAAGUUUGAAGUUGUGGAAACUUCCUGAUCUGAAGUACAUCUGGGAACAAGAAUCUGAAACAGAUUCUAUUCUUCAAAAUCUUGAGAUUCUGGAAGUAUGGUGGUGUGAUGAUUUGAUUAAUCUGGUGCCAUCCUCAGUUUCUUUCCAAAAUCUUACAAUUUUGGAGUUAUGGUGUUGCAGAAGAUUGAAAAGCCUUCUAGCACCAUCCACAGCCAAAAGUCUUGUGAGACUCGAAAAAAUAAGUAUAGAAGGAUGUGAAAUGAUGACAGAAAUAAUAGCAAGUGAGGUAGAUGCGGGAGAACAUGAGAUUAUUUUCAGAAAAUUGAAGUUUUUGUCACUUGAAAAUUUAGAAUGUCUCGUAAGUUUCUGUUCUGGCAAUAGCACCUUCACAUUCCCAUCUCUGGAAGAUUUGUUUGUGAUAGAAUGUCCCAUGAUGAAGAUUUUCUCUACAGGAGUCUUAGAGACACCAAUGCUAAAUAAAGUUAGACAAAAUCAGGAAGUAGAUGAAGGGUUUUGGCAAGGUGACCUCAAUGCAACCAUAAAAUGGUUAAGCAAAGAAAAGAAUGUCCAGAAUUUUGAAGAAGGUUGUGAUCAUCCUUUUAUUUAUCAUGUGGAGUAAGGCCAUUUUGCAAUUUGAUUUGCGGGUGAGUGCCACAAUUUGCUUUUGUUCAUCUUAUGCAACCCUGUGGCUUGGCACUAUUUGUAUAUGUAGUCCACAUUUUCAAACACUGAGCUUUAGACUCAAACAUGCUGAAGAAAGAUAGGACCCAUCAUAUGUACAGCUGAGAUACCUAAUGAUUUUCUGAGCAAGGCAAGCAGAAGUCUAUCAAGAAACAACAUUCUAAAGAAUCUUACUGCCAGAAGCCUUGAAGUGCAAAAAUUUCAGCUGGCCAUGAUAAUCAGCUUCUGUAAUUGCAAGAUGAGUUAUUGCUUACUAUAUUUCAACUCAGAAAAUGCACCAAAAUGAGACUUCUGAAUAUGGCAAAUUUACUGUCCAGCUUUAGAUGCACUAAGUGCUGUUUGGAAGAUGGUGAAAGGUAGGGGUGGCUUUGAGCCCAGCUGGCCUUAGGCUUGAAUCCACUUUCAGAUUGAACAUGCUGAACUCAAGCUGGAACUUCAGUUCAACAGCUUGGCUCAAGUUCGGAUCGAUUUGCCCAUCUGACAACACUGUUCUCUCCCCUAGCAACAUAGCUCAUCUCUCCGAUGACACUGUUUACCCUUAGUUGGCAGAACUGCUCACUUUGUGGUAGGCCUAAGAAGAUACGAUACAUCAGCACAAACGAGCUCGAGCUCGAGCUCAAGCUUAAAUAUGAGUUGGGCAUUAUGGAUUCGAACCAAGUUUAAGUUGGGCCCUUGUUCAGCUUGGUUAAACUCAAGUCCACCCCUUGUUAAAGAGCCGUUCUGUAUGUGUCUGCUGGAGGGAUUGGAUUUAUAGUCUACUUAUUAAACGUAAUGGUCCCAAUCUACCAUAUAUAUGGGCUCCUGUAUGACAAAUUCAGUAACAUUUCUACAUUUGUUCUGGACUUAUUUGGUUAUGGUUUGACCUUUUUUUUUGUUUAUCUGAUCAGAGUGAAAAACAUCAGCUAUGCCCACAAUAUUGAUAGAUUUUAGUUCUUUUUAUUUGUUCA
Molecule: messenger RNA, 5489 nt
Organism: Mangifera indica (mango)
Lineage: Eukaryota; Viridiplantae; Streptophyta; Magnoliopsida; Sapindales; Anacardiaceae
Product: disease resistance protein At4g27190-like
Exons: 5
Coding region: 320-4480 (1386 amino acids)
Molecular function (GO): ADP binding
Source: RefSeq, a predicted model, not a curated record